UUACUUUUCACUGUUCUUUUAGCCGGUAGAAAAAUAACAGAGCCGUCUUUCUGUUGCAAAGAACUCGGGAAGACUGCAGCUAUGGAUUUCUAUGGGAAAUGUCUGGGUUUAUCUUGUGAAUUGUGUUUGUACAUGUAACAGCUAAUGCUGCGUGGCCUCCUGUGGCACCCUUGGAAGGAUCUCAAGGCACCCCAGGGUGUUGUGGCAGCCUGAUUGGGAAUCACUGCCGUACAUCCACAGCUCCCUGUGAGCUACAUCUGCAUCUUUCUUGUGAUGGCAGAACGAAGCUGAGGGACUGUGGCUGCUGGCCUUCACUCUAGACUUAGUACUGCCCCAUUAGCUCAUCUUCCUUCACCCAUUUGAAGAUGUGCCAUUCCCAUCCUCAUCCUGCAUCCCUUUUGCCCUGUUCCACUUCCAGGGAGCUCUUCCCUUAUUGCUUUCUACUUUACCCUCAUCUGUUUUUUUGCCAUUGAUUCUUUUGACGCCCUUUGUUCCCCCUUUUGCUUUAUUUGAGCAUGUGAAUGUGCUUUUUCUACAAAGAGUUUCUUGGCUGGCUGUUAACUGGCAGUAGGUAAAAGCACCAGCUUCCCUCCAAUGGACACAAAAUAGGGAAACCGCCAAGCACAAGUGAAAAUUUCCUGUGGUCCAGGCUUCUCUUUAGUGUUUCUUAAAAACCAUACUUCAGCCUUCUGUCUUUGUGGGGAGGGACUUUUUGUUCAAAGUGCAGAAAAGACAGUGGCAUAAUUGCAAGCCUUGAAAGAGUGCUCUGAGGAGAAAUCCUGCUCCAAUCAGUCAUAAGAGCAGUUUGGCCUUGUCCUUGCUACUGCUUGAACCAAUCUAGCUACAGCUGUGUUUUGAUUCCUGUCUUUGAUUGAUGUCUCUGAACAUUGUUUCAGCUAAUACAAACUCCCGGUCCAAUAUAAGCAUGAAAUAUUUUAUGUAACUGGUACCUGGAAUGAGGGUAGGGACUUGCCAUGUAGGUAGUUGAGUGGGUGGUUUGUAGCUGCCUGAGGUAUGUGUGUAAAUUGAUUUCCAAUAUAAUUGCAAUCCCGAGUGUGGAGAAAGGUCCCUUGGGGCCAGGCUUCCCUCUUUCAUCCUGUAGUCUUGCAAUAGCCUUUGCUGUGUACCUUUACUGGCGAUGAACCUGAGACCAACCUGGCAUUGUGGCAGGCUCUCAAAAUUUGCAUUCCCACUUGACUGAUGGGAGUUUUUCUCUGAUAGGUAAGUGAAAGGUUGGGUAUCGUCUUGGUAAAGGUGAGGGAAUAGCUUGGGCAGUGAAAUAAACUUUUUUGUUAGUUUUUCAGCAGCUUUCUGAGGGCAUGUUUUGUUGGCUUUGCUAUAAAGUGAAGCAGUCUUCAGUGGCUGCGGCAGCAUCAGUGUGCACAAGGAAAUGCAGAGAGGAAAAACAGCCUUGGUCCUAUUAAGGAUUUAUUGUUAGUACAGGACAUUGUGAAACAAUAUUGCAAGAGGCAAUACAGAUGUAUUGUAUUUAUUGGAAGUGAGUAACCAUUAUCCAUCAAGAUGCUAGCAAUUCUUGCUUCAGAUUCAGCAAAACCAAGAUCUGUACAGCGUGGAGAAAGAAAACCCUUUACUUUUAGCUGAAAUGGUGUCAUAACUGAAGUAAUACUAAAAGAAACGGCUGAACUUUGCCUCCUUUGGUUAGAGCUUAACUUUCAAUGUAAUGGUAUUGGACAAAAAAUGUUACCAAACCCACACACAGCUGUGCUCUAUCCAGGCAAAUGCAACUGAACAGGUUGCAUGUCUUAUUCUGUUCUGACAUUGAUACCAAGUCUGUAUUGUUCUGCCAGCCUAGCUUUGUGCCAUCAACAAACUGUCUGCAGUAGGCAGAUAAAACGUGAAAGAAUGUCUGGCAAAAGAUUGCGGCCUGCUUUGAAAAUCUUUCUCCCGGGAAUAGAGAUGGAAAGGGGCUGUCAAGCUGUUGAGGCCCCUGUAUUCAUAGGCAACUACUUAUCAGGAAUCCUAACAUCUUCACAGUUUCAUCGUGCUUAGGGUCGGAAGGGACCUAAACAGAUCAUCAGGUCUGACCCCCGAUUUUGUCUGGCUCCAACCCUUUUCGUAUACCACAGCCCCAAGCACCUUCAUAACACUAAAACUAAAAUCACCCUACAAUGCGUCACAGCUAGAAAAUAAGAAAGGGGGCUGCCAAAGCCCAUUUUAUUUCAUACUUUCAUAGGAUCCUUCUGUGAAGACUCAUUUGUCUUGAAGCACAGCUGUAUAGAGUGGCUUAUCAUCCCUCCCUGAAGUUAGUUCAUUUUACAGGUUUGUGGGAUCACUGGGUACCAUCAUCAUCAAGUGCAAAGAUCUGCGAAUUAUUCAACUGGAUAUACCUGGAAUGGAGGAAUGUUUGAAUAUUGCUAGCUCUAUUGAGGCCUUGUCCACUCUGGAUUCAGUCACACUGAUGUAUCCUUUCUUUUACCGCCCCAUGUUUGAAGUUGUGGAGGAUGGCUGGCACUCCUUCCUGCCUGAGCGAGAGUUUGAGUUGCUCAGUUCAGUGACUAGCGACUGGCAACUGAGCUACGUCAAUAAGGAGUUCUCUGUCUGCCCCUCUUACCCGCCCAUCGUCAUCGUCCCGAAAUCCAUUGAUGACGAAGCCCUUCGGAAAGUCGCAACAUUUCGUCAUGGUGGUCGCUUCCCAGUUCUCAGCUAUUACCAUAAGAAGAAUGGGAUGGUGAUGAUGCGGAGUAGCCAGCCUCUCACAGGCACGAAUGGGCGCCGGUGUAAGGAAGAUGAAAAACUUAUUAAUGCCACACUGCGGGCAGGGAAGCGUGGGUACAUUAUCGAUACCCGUUCACUGAACGUGGCUCAGCAGGCCAGAGCCAAAGGAGGUGGCUUUGAACAGGAAGUGCACUACCCCCAGUGGAGGCGAAUUCACAAAUCCAUUGAGAGAUAUAACAUCCUGCAGGAAAGUCUCAUCAAACUUGUGGAAGCUUGUAAUGACCAGUCGCACAAUAUGGAUCGCUGGCUCAGCAAACUGGAGGCCUCCAACUGGCUGACUCACAUCAAGGAGAUACUGACUGCAGCUUGUCUGGCUGCUCAGUGCAUUGACAGGGAAGGAGCAUCUGUGUUGGUUCAUGGGACUGAAGGAACCGAUUCAACGCUGCAAGUAACUUCACUGGCUCAGAUCAUUUUGGAUCCCAGGUGCAGGACCAUCCAUGGGUUUGAGUCUCUUGUUGAGCGGGAGUGGCUUCAGGCAGGUCACCCAUUCCAGCAGCGCUGUGCACAGUCAGCCUACUCCAACAGCAAGCAGAAAUGGGAGGCCCCUGUAUUCCUGCUCUUCUUGGACUGUGUGUGGCAGAUCCUCCGGCAGUUCCCCUGCUCUUUCGAGUUCAGCGAGCACUUUCUCAUCAUGCUUUUUGAGCACGCUUAUGCCUCACAGUUUGGGACAUUCCUGGGCAGCAAUGAAAAUGAAAGGUGUAAGCUGAAGCUGCCGCAGAAAACCAUGUCUCUGUGGUCCUGGGUGAAUCGGCCUCCAGAACUGAGCCGAUUUAAGAAUCCUCUCUUUGAGGCCAACAGUCUUGUCAUCUGGCCUUCUGUUGCACCGCAGAGCCUGCAGCUCUGGGAAGGUGUCUUUCUCCGUUGGAACAGGUCCUCCAAGUUUCUGGAUGAAGCCUAUGAAGAAAUGAUCAACAUCAUUGAAUACAACAGGGAACUUCAGGCCAAAGUCAAUGCCCUGAGGCGGCAGUUAGCAGAACUGGAAACGGAUGACGGGAUGCAGGAGAGCCCUUGAUCUUGCAAGGCUUUGGACAGCAGGUCUUUAUUUUCACCUUCCCCUAACACUAAAGACUAAACACGGAAUGUGCAUGCAGAGCCUCCAGUGCAAUGACCUUCAACCCUCCAGUGCUGAAACCCUCCCUUCACACUGUAUACAGCCUGCCACGUGGGCGGCGGGCUUCGUGUUGUGUUGUUUACAGAAGAUGUACAUGGUUCGGCAUGGCAUCCGCUCCUGGCAGCUUUUCUGCCUCUAAUAAAUUGUGUACAGUUUCAGCAUAAGCUGCAGCUCUUACCUCCCUCACACCUUUUGUGCAGGUGACCAAUAUGGGCUGAGAGAUGGUUAUUUCAGGUUUAAUUUGGGGACCCCCCCCUUUUUUUUUGGUUUUGUUAGACCCAAAACACUCCAUUGGCCAGAAUAGUGGCUCCUUUCCCACUCUGAAAAUAAAGUGUUUUGUCUAAAAACACCUUCUUCCAUAGCAGGUGUGCUCACUCAGCAGUGCUCACUUAAUUUAGUUUUAAUGCAAGGGUGCCAUGUGUUCCUGCUAUCUGGAAAGAAAGCGAGGAACAGGAAAUGGUAUAAGCUGCCUAUUGCCUUUGCCAAUUAUACGUACAUAGCGUUUGCAUUAGGAGUUGACACGGAGAAGGGGAUUGCUUGAAUAUAGAGCCAGGGCUAGAAGUUUGUAUGCAGUACAGUAAGCAUUUUUCCUGCCAAUCUCUCUGCCUGGACUUCUAGUUGGAUGGUCUGUCUGGACAACUGUCUGUGAAGGGAUAACUAUUUCAUAUCCCACCUGGAAGACCAAAGGGUUGGCUUCACUUGUUGAUUGUAGUGGUACCCCAGAGCUGCACUGCCAUUCUUGGAUGUUUGGAUUGCACUGACCUUCUUAAAGGUUUGAACUAAUUCAUUGUGUUGCCAAGGUACAAAAUCAUUGUGGUAACUAACUUUUAAAGAGCACCUCAGCAAAACAGCUUGGUUUCCUCUCUUGUGCUCCCGCUUAUGCCUUUUGCAUACUUUGGCAACAAGACAAGAAGCAGAACUUGGAGUUGAAAGUGAUCUAGCACAUAUUAGAAACCUGUUAGUGAUUUAAAAAUUUGUUCAGACUAUAGCAAUGUUAAUGGUUGUGUAUUUUUUUUAUGGUUGCUAAAAGGGCUUGUAGGCUUUGCAGGUGUCAGUUUUCCUACAUUAAUGCUACUUUUUGGAUUCCUGCAGCUCCCCCUGCUUUUCCUCCACAUUUUUCCUUUUCCAAAACAGCAUCCAUGACCAAACAUUUAAUAUUAGAUUUACCUAGACAGUUGUUCCGCUGGGUUCGGUUGGGUAGUUUUUAAAAUGGUUGAGACAAAGGUGUAGGAGACUUCAGUGAAAUAAAACAAAGCUGGAAUUCUUUGUAGAAAACCUUCUCAACGUUGGCCCCUCUUCGUUUUUGAAUUCAUUGCAAACAGAAUUAAGACAGCAGAGGUCACUUGAAAAUCCCGUUGAUGGUUUCAACUGUGUCAAACUUGCCGAGCCACGAUAUUUCGUUUUCCUCUUGGAAUGAAGCUGCCUUUAACUAAAAAGUCACUUUCACGACAUUAACACUAACUUUAAAUGUAGCCUGAUGCAAAAAACCCAAACCCUUUCAAAUAGUAAAUAUGUUCUUAAAAUUGUACCCAAUAGUCAAGAAAUGUUUAGAGUUAUUUGACAGUGCCUCUUAAUUAUUACCUUAUAGCUUUUAAAAAUUAGUCCCUUUUCUCUCUGGAAUAUUUUUGUUUUGGACUGAUCUAAAUUUAGUCCCAGCUGUUCCUAUUGCAAAAUGUAACUUGGCUAUUUAGGGCAAUUGGUGUUUUUUGUUUUUCUGUUUUGUUUUUAAUCUGUGCUUGUCUUUAUCUUUCAGGAUGCCUGUUUUUAAUUGAAUUGGGUAGUUACUAUUUUUUAGAAGGGGAUAGAAUUUGGGCAUAGUCUGUAGUAUCUCACUACUUAAUUUGAGGGGGAGGAAAUGCCUUUGAUACUCAAACUUGGGGCAUGCAAGGACAAGGUUUUCCAGAAUGACUAGUCAUCCUGGGCACCCAGCUUGACACGUGCAAAUGGCCUGAUGGUUUGUGAGUGCUGAGCAUUGCCCUCCAGGCUGACCCCCUCCCCCCCCCAACUCACACACCCCAAACCGCUAGUUACUCUACAUUCACAGGGGCAUUGUCCACACCUGCCCAGCUGCAGGUCUUUGGUUAUAAACCAGUGUUUCAGAACUCUGUUACUAUGGAUAUGAGUGAAAUGUGUAAUUACCAGCCAGAUUGGAAUGAUUCAGAGGCAAAUUAUUUUUUUUUCUCCCUGGACCAGACAUAAAACACACUUUUAAAGGCUGUGUAAUUUCCUAAUGUAGUAAUUAUACACUGAGCUAAAUAAUACGCAGCAGCACAGCAAUUUUUUUCUCUAAUUGCCUGGCUGUUCCGCCUUCUCAUGCAAACUACGUGCAUCUGAAAAAAAAAUUGGGUAACCAGCUGUGAUGCCUAGCAGAAGACCCAACCAUUUUCACACUGCACUUGCAUUUCACCCCAAACCUGUGCUGCUGAAUUGAUUCAACCCUUGGGUGCCACUGGAUGUCUGCCCUAACUUAGCAUGUGUUUGCUACCAAAGUCUUAAUGUUGUUAAAGCACUAGAGUGGUUUCUAACUCUGCUUUUUAUUGUUCCCAUUAGUUCAUCCUUUGUUCGCAGCAACACAAGUCAAGAGAAGGAGGUAACUUCUUGUCAUCUAAAUAGCCACCUUCCCAAUUCCUUUGCCAUGCUGGAUCAGAGCCAGUGUGUUCAGCACCUUUUUCAACCUUCAUCCAUAAGAGGAGAUUGUUCUUUGUGAUGUCAUGGUGGCUUGCAUACAUACCUCCUCUAGUAGCCUUCUCUUCAUGGCCAGUCUCUAGGCUUCGAGGUGUGGUGGCCAUGGAUAAACCAGAAGGGGAUCCUUCACUUCUUCCCCAACCCUUCUCUUUACCUUUUUUCCAUCAUCUCAAGUCCCAUAUUUAAAUACUUAUGACCAGCACUCUUCAUCUGCUCGAGUCAAGCAGGCUAAACCCAGUUACCUGCACAGGUGUUGCCCCAUGAAAGAGCUGAAGUGCUGUCUGGUGCAAGGAGUCGUUCCCUCCCCUCUGUGUUCUACCUGAGCUGUAAGCCUUGCACGUUCUCAAGCCCAAGCAUCAGUUUUCAGCCUGGCGCUGUCCUGUGCCGUCGCUGAGACAGGUGUUUCAAUGCUUCUUUUGUGCAUAGAUCUGCUUUAUCUGUGUAAUAACAAGCUGCACACGGAGCCCUUGUACCUCAGCAAGGUAGAGCAUCUGGUGUGGACGCACGUGUCCAUUUACCAAAACCAGAAUGAAUUUGCACAGUUGAGUCAAGGGAAAGGGAAAUGUGUACCUUCGAUAUUCUGAUUGUAUGGAUCUCACUUUUGAAUGUGGCGAUUUAAGUGCACUAUUGUCCAUGUUGCAUACAAUAUAACUCUUAAAUUGCACUGUAUAGCAUAUCGGCGCCUAACGUAUGCUUUGCUAAAGCCUUGGAAAGUGCUAUCGUGUACAGGUUCCUGUACAGUGGAAAAUGUCUGUUGGCAAUUCUGUCUUUUUUUGUUACCAUGACCUUGAAUAGCACUGUUUGUAAUGUACUGUACUCGCUGUAUCUGUUAUGUGGCAAGUGCAUCUCUAUCUAAAUACCUGGAAUUGCUCAUUGGAGUUGGCUGCUGCCUCAAACUUGAUUUGAACUGAGUUGAGGAAAGGUGGUAGGAGUUGUGUGCUAUUGUUCAGUGUUUUCUCUUUGUGUACAGAGUCCCAGCCAUCACUACGCAGAACAUACCGCACACAACCUGAUGUAUCUGAGUAAACUUGACCGGUUGAAAGUCUGUUCAGCAGGUUGGAAAACAGAGACAGAAGGGCUGUACAUUUUGCUUCUAGACUUGUUGAGCAGUGCAGAUCGUCUGGAUUAAAAGCGUUGCGACUUUAAAAGAAA
Molecule: messenger RNA, 7684 nt
Organism: Gavialis gangeticus (Gharial)
Lineage: Eukaryota; Metazoa; Chordata; Crocodylia; Gavialidae
Gene: MTMR9
Product: myotubularin related protein 9
Exons: 10
Coding region: 2354-3748 (464 amino acids)
Biological process (GO): negative regulation of autophagy
Source: RefSeq, a predicted model, not a curated record